GGGGGGGGGGGGGGGGGUGGAAUGGAGCGGGCGGCGCCUCCCGGCAGCCUCCGCGGCUCCCCUCUUGGCAGGGGUUGGCUCUUCCCAGCAGCCUUUGCGGCGCAGGUGCUGUGUCUGGGGAAAGCAGCUUUUCCAAAGCAAGCGUUUACAGUUAGCAGGUCAACAGCCUUCAGGGAGAACCCCAUCUGUGCUGUAGGUGGCACACUGCUGAGCUGCAGCAGACAUUACUGGUCGCAGCCAACCCAUGGCAUCGGGAGAUUCAGACACCUGGUCCCAGCACAGGUCGCAAAGAAGCUAAGAGAAAGACUACAGAUGAAGGAGAUAAAUCAUGGGACAGAUUAUGAAUAUGGAGAUUUGAACAUAGAGAUGACUGCCUAUGAUAUGUGCUUGGUGGAAGGUUAUACUCGAUAUGUUCAUAAACUCUGCAACAACCUGUCCAUUAGAGUGACUAGAAGCUAUGCGUUGCCCACGAAAACCACCGAGGUGAUGCUGGUGGAGGAGAUGGGGACCAAGAUGCACUUGGAUGCCAUUCUCACCACCCACCGGCGAGUGAUUCAGAUCACGAGUCUGAGUGCAACAUUUGCUCCUAUCCUCUUGGAAAUUCUGCACAGAAACCAGCCUGAAGGCGUCCAUCUGUUAGUGAAAGAGCACACCGAGGCCGACUUCAAGGUUCGAUUUAAGUCUCGACCGGAACUUGAAGAGCUGAUGGCAAAACUCUCCGGCUGAGCGCACCCAGCCCGUUUCAGCAUUCCCUUUGUAAAGAUAAUGGUUCCCUCCCUUGGCUCCUCGUAGCCUUCAGAGAUGACUCUGCCAAUACUUUUAUGGAUGCAUUUGCUCCUUGGAGACAGUUUCUAACCAUGCUGUUAAGGAUCUUUAAUAAAAGCUAAAUGCCGGUGUUGUGUA
Molecule: messenger RNA, 903 nt
Organism: Alligator mississippiensis (American alligator)
Lineage: Eukaryota; Metazoa; Chordata; Crocodylia; Alligatoridae
Gene: MRPL48
Product: mitochondrial ribosomal protein L48
Exons: 8
Coding region: 22-726 (234 amino acids)
Cellular component (GO): mitochondrial ribosome
Source: RefSeq, a predicted model, not a curated record